Molecule: messenger RNA, 480 nt
Organism: Thelazia callipaeda (thelaziosis nematode)
Lineage: Eukaryota; Metazoa; Nematoda; Chromadorea; Rhabditida; Thelaziidae
Source: the annotation of a GenBank genome assembly
AUGCAUUUACAGACAAAAGUGCAUUGUUCUCAAUUGGAGCUAAGGCUUGGUAGCGACGUGCACUUAGAAAUUGUUGGAAUAAUGUCAAGUCAGGAAUUGGCUUGUGUUUAUGCAGCGCUCAUCCUGCAAGAUGAUGAUGUUGCAAUUACUGGAGAUAAAAUAUCAACUAUUCUGAAAGCGGCUGGUGUUGAAGUAGAACCAUAUUGGCCGGGGUUGUUUGCUAAGGCUCUUGAUGGAGUUGAUGUAAAGUCAUUAAUAACUAAUAUCAGUUGUAAUGUUGGUGGUGGUGGUGUCGCUCCAGCAGCUCAAGCUGCGGCAGCCACGGAAUCAACACUUGCUGAAUCAAAUGAGAAGGAGGACAAGAAAAAAGAGGAACCUAAAGAAGAAUCAGAUGAUGAUAUGGGUUUCGUAUUUGAGCCUUAUUUGCACGAAACUUACGGUGUAGACAGUUGUAUUGUCGUUUAUUUAAGGAAUACGUAG